Molecule: messenger RNA, 831 nt
Organism: Photinus pyralis (common eastern firefly)
Lineage: Eukaryota; Metazoa; Arthropoda; Insecta; Coleoptera; Lampyridae
Exons: 4
Coding region: 1-612 (203 amino acids)
Source: RefSeq, a predicted model, not a curated record
AUGGCGAAGAAUUACAGGCCCAUCAGCCAGAAUGUCUGCCGGCGGAUAGCCUUGGGAGCGUUCCUAGAUAUCGAGAGUGCGUUUAACAACGCCACGUUUGUGGGAGUGUGUGUAUGUGAUUCGUUUCUUGUAAACACGGUACGUUUUAUUUGCGGUUGCGCAAAAACAAAACAGCUGUUAUUGAUUGUUACUUACAUCGAACGUGUAAAUGGAUUAAUUAAUACGUUCAUCAAUUUUGAGAAGGCAAGGGAUUUAUUGGGUUAUUUUCUGUCGGUCACACGUGACCUUUACAGUUUUUACGUACAUAUUCGGAUUUGCACCUGCUGCGCAAUAUUGUUUAAUAUAAAGCAAGAAAAAGGCCGAUGGAAAUCGAAAGAUGUGCAAGAGGCGCCGGGUCCCCUUAACAAUAAAUUGGAGGUGUACGCUGUCGCUAUAAAAAUAGGUUCGUGGGAAUUAAUAAUGGAUAAAGAGUCCAGAGAUAAACCGUUAAUGGAACGAAGCUCAUGUUCUACGACUCUUGUAAGGAACAAGCACAUCGACAAGUUGAUGCUCCUUCGUAAUGGAAAUUGUGUCGAGUUCAAUCGUGAUAUAUCUACUAACACGAUAAGUUAAAUAUGUAAUCUCCAUUGAAUGAGAGAUUUGUAUAUUUACAAGAUGCUAAUACAUGUACCUGUGUAGAAACACGAGCACGUGAGACAUUGUUAGACACGUAUCUCGUUCUGUUUGAUGGGUGCACCGUAGUAUGUAAACGAUGACGUCGCUAACAAAGUUACACAAAGAUUGUCAAAAAAAAUUUGUAUCCUGAUAAUUAAACGAUUAUCCUAUUCGUCA